CAGCCCCACCCAGGGCUUUAAUUCCCAAAAUUGCAGAAAGGAAUUGGAGAAGAAGGAAGAUGGACACAGAGUGGUACAACGACGUUCCCUGCUCUUCCAUCGCCGUCGAGUCCAUCAUUAGCAUCGCCACUGGCGGAUUAAUCUGGGGUUCCUGUGCUGCUUCCUACGAUGCCAACCAAAGAGGCUUGACUGGGAUCCAUCGUGCUUCUUUCGUGGCCAAGGCAGUUGGUAAAUACGGGUUUCAAUGUGGACUGUUUGCUGGAAUAUUUUCCUUUACACGGUGUCGGAUUCAAAGAUACCGCAAGAAAAGUGAUUGGGUGAAUGCUCUGGUUGCGGGUGGGGUUGCAGGGGCAGCCAUUGGUGCUGGAAGCCGAAACUGGAAGCAGGUUGCAGUGAUGACUAGUGUUCUAUCUGGAUUUUGUGCAAUUGCUGACCAAUCCAGACCAAUCUGAGUUCCAAAUUAGGACUCACCAAUCUASUAGUGGUAUUUGAUUUUGAAGAAGGGGAAGUUGAAUGAUAUGGAAGUAAUUUUGAGUUAUGUCUUGAUCUUCAAUUGAACCAUAUAUCUAUACUAUUUCUCACUAUAGAUAGAUAAAUGUGUAUUUAUAUCAAGGGAUUGUUUGUAAAAAUAAGUUACCUUAUUUUCUGGGU
Cynara cardunculus var. scolymus (artichoke) is the source of this 651-nucleotide messenger RNA. RefSeq names its product outer envelope pore protein 16-4, chloroplastic. Bases 60 to 452 code for a protein of 130 amino acids. Lineage: Eukaryota; Viridiplantae; Streptophyta; Magnoliopsida; Asterales; Asteraceae. The transcript is spliced from 6 exons. Gene Ontology annotation, cellular component: TIM22 mitochondrial import inner membrane insertion complex. The record is from RefSeq and is a predicted model, not a curated record. Gene Ontology annotation, biological process: protein insertion into mitochondrial inner membrane. Gene Ontology annotation, molecular function: transmembrane protein transporter activity.